Molecule: messenger RNA, 2783 nt
Organism: Sander lucioperca (pikeperch)
Lineage: Eukaryota; Metazoa; Chordata; Actinopteri; Perciformes; Percidae
Product: receptor activity-modifying protein 3-like
Exons: 4
Coding region: 402-899 (165 amino acids)
Biological process (GO): cellular response to hormone stimulus; regulation of G protein-coupled receptor signaling pathway; G protein-coupled receptor signaling pathway
Cellular component (GO): signaling receptor complex; membrane; cell surface
Molecular function (GO): coreceptor activity
Source: RefSeq, a predicted model, not a curated record
UCAGUGCUUUGGAGGAACCAUCUCCUCCUCCCACAUCCUCCCACAGUGGAUGCAGGACAGUGGUCCUGAGCUCUGACUCCUGCCGGCAGACACAAGUGGCCGCGAUCAUCGCGAGGACAGUCAGAAAUUACCAUCUGGGAUCACAAUUCUUUCCUUGUUUUUUUUUUUUUUUUUGUUUUUUUUUUCUUCUUCUUCUUCUUCUGGCUUUCUCUCCCCCCCCUCCCCUCCCCUCCCCACACCACCUCCAAAUCCUUCGCUAAUUCCCCCUGAUUCAUGACAGCAUGACGGAGCUCGGACUUGCACAUUUGGGAUGAUUUUAACAAUGGUUCGAUUCAAAUGUACAUUUCCACGGAGCUGCAGCUGAGGUUUCAUCUAAAGUCCGACUGGAUUCUCACAGCGUGAUGGAUACAAAUGAGUUCGCAGUACUGAAACUUUUUGUUGUUGGGAUUUUGGUCAAUGCCUGGAUGAUGAGAGGGUUGUCAGCCGCUGACAGUUUCAACAUAGAGCCCACUCCUCCCCGGCCGAGGAAACCCUGCAAUGAGUCCCGUCUGAAGUGGGAGGUGGAGGUCUGUGGAGAGGAAUUCAAGCGGGACAUGGGUCACAUAGAUCCACACUACUGGUGUAACCUCACACACUUCAUCAGUGAGUACCACCUCUUCACCGUCUGCACAGAGACAAAGUCCCAGAUGGUCAGCUGCUACUGGCCCAAUCCGCUGGUGGAGAGCUACAUUAUCCGCAUACACAAGCACUUUUUCUCCAACUGCACCAUGGACCAGGUGGUAUGGGUGGACCCGCCGGAUGACACGCUAACCCUCCUCAUCCUCAUCCCUGUUUUCCUCACACUGGCCAUGAUCGCCCUGGUGGUCUGGUGCAGCAAGAGGAGUGAUAACCUGGCUUAGGAGGAGGGGAAGACGGAAGAGGAUGGAGAAGAGCGGAUGAAGGAGGGAGUUCAAGAUCUCAACCUCUCCACUAAAACUAUACUGUACAAAGGAGUGCACAGAGGUUUUGGUUGGUUGGUCAAAUUACCCUAUAAGUGGCGCCGCAAACCACCUUAACCUUCUGUGGAAAUGAGGAAAGUAGUGCCUGGUAGUACAAAGUAUCAUUUUCUUUCAUAUUUUAAUAUGUUAUGUGAUUUUUCACAGUUCUGACAUUGACUCAACAUGUUCAACUGUUCAACUUCACAGUUGCAUUUUUGGGAAAUACUUAUUUUUCUUGCACUGAAAAUAUGUAGCCGGAGCCAACAGCUGGUUAUCUUAGCUUAGCAUAAAUAAUGGAAACAGGGGGAACAUGAUGUGAAAAAUCACAAUGUGUCACUUUUACACUUUGGUUUUUAGUAAGGAUUAAACAAACAAGAUAAAACAUGUCAGUUGGUGAGCUUUACAGGUGCUAGUACUGUAGGUCGAUUUUGUUACCUUUGGACAGAGCCAUACUAGCUGUUUCCCGUUGUUUCCAGCCUUAAGCUAAGCUAUACUAACCAGCUGCUGACUGUAGCUUCUUAUUUAGUGUACGUGCAUGAGAGUGGUAUCAAUGAUCUCAUUUAACUUCCGACAAGACAGCGAAUAAGCAUAUUUCCCAAAAUGUCUAUUCCUUCAAGACACAGAGGACUGUGGUCAUUCGACAUCAGUUAUUGGGUAAAUUGACCAGAGGGAGAAUUAACUAAAUCUUGGUGCAUUCUUUUUUUAAAAGAAGCCAAAUCUAGACUUAAUAUUGAUUCUGCAAGUUUGAUCUUACUGUUGAGUUACUGAAUGGACUGUCACCACUGGAACGGAUACACUGGUGUGCAACCCAAAGACCAGGCAACACUAUGAUUCAUUUUGGGACUUAAAUUUCUUGUGUGAAUACCUGAGCCUCAUGGGACUGUUUUAUAACUGUGUAACUUAUCAGAUACUGUUCUAUAAAUUACUGUUAAUACUCACAAAGAGGGGGUUCUCAAUGGAAACAAAGAACUAUGAACUGACAUUGAGACCUCGUACUGUACAGUCAUGCUCUCUGUUUGUGCUGUCUACUGUUUCUGCAUUGCCUCUCCAGCGUUACCCAGACAAGUGAGAAAUACACACUGAUGCUUUAAAGUCAAUUUCUUUGGGGAAAGGCUUUGUUUUAUUGUACGCACUUCAUUGGUUCUCUGAACAGCAGUCCUCAACAGCCACAAGGCAAACUGAACCAAGCACUGCUUGUCAGCUCUCACCUGUACACUUUUGUCUAUGGAACUGAUUAAAUCUCUCUUAAAAUAAGUGGUUGCUCGCCUUCAUUGCAUGCACAAAGCAAGUACACAGAAAACAGGCCUUUUGUUUACUCAAUUUUUUGCGAUGCAAUGUGUCUAAGCCUAUAUCUGUGAGUGUUUCUGCGAGGCAGCUGCUGUCUGUUGACUUCUGUUUGAUUCAGCCAAAAAAGUGUAUCUCUUGAUUUGAUUUAAAAAAAACAAAAAAAAAAAACCUUGCCUAACACUUAACACAUAAACCUCUUAGAUGCCAGCAACAAACUAUAAAAGUAUAUGUCAGAUUGCUAGAAAACUCCCAAAAUGAUUUAUUUGGGUACUCUCUGCAUCAUAAAAUAACACAAUAUUUAAGAAUUAAAUUACUAUGACAUUAACUUAUUUCUACAAUAUUUGUAAACCAACAAUGCCACCUGGCUUUACUACCCUUCUUACAUUUGGUCAGAUUUGACCAUUAUGACACAAAGAUUCAAACGGAACACUGCAGUAAAGAGAUUCUGCCAGUAGAGGAAGUAACCUGCCUCGCAUCUUAUCUGGUGUCAGUUAAAGAAUAAAGUACUGAUGUUAAAGU